UAUACAAACGUGUCAUCCAAAUGUGGUGUGAGUUCACUUUAAGCAGCGCAGAUUCGGAUUAAAUCCACUUUCUUUCUCCGCCUCGUUGAUUUGUUACGCAACUCUGAGGCGUUGGAAAGGAAAGGAUAUUGCAAAAUGAUCUUUCUCAAACAUCCCAGAGACUGUGAAGAAGUAGCACGACAGUUCUGCCUGUGUUGAAACAUUCGUGUCUGUCUGUCUGUCUGAGGCCGGUUGUUGUCUUGUUUGUAUGUUAUUCAUAUGUGACUCAAACAUAACGUCAGUUUGUUUGGUUUACUGAAUGAAGUUAUGUCCUGGGAACGCCGCAAACUGUAGAUAUGGGUCUGUUGCCCCUCAUUUCUCUGCUCUCGUUAUUCUGGGCUGCUCAAGGUGCUGUAAUAGCACAGAAACCUUCAGUUUUAGACUCUUGCAUAGACUUUGGAGCCGCUUUUGAUCGAGUUUUCUCAGUACCAGGGGAAGCUGCAGCCUUAAUCUGUACUUUGGAUAUCCAACAUCUCUUUAAUCCUGCAAACAUCUCUUAUAACAUAACAUGGUACAAUAAGCGAACGGGCUCUGAGGUUACACGGGUUGAGCGUGAUGUCAUACUGCAGGACAGACUACUGUGGUUCAUGAACAUCACCAUGGAGCACAAAGGGAGCUACAUAUGUGUUGUCAGAACUGAAGAGAAGUGCUUUAAACAGGCGACGGUGUUAAUGGUCACUGAAAUGACUUCAGAGAGCUGCGUGCGAGCACAGAGGAGCGUGCAGAGGAUCAACGCUCAGGUCAAUGGCUAUCUCGCCUGUCCUCUGAGGGGUUAUAUAAAGAGUGUGGACAGUUCUUCAAUCCAGUGGUACAAGAACUGUCAGAAGAUUGAAGAAGAUGAGAAAUUUGUACCCAUGCAAGACAUGCUGCUCAUCAAAAACGCACAUGUUGAUGACAGUGGUUUUUACACCUGCAAAAUGACCUUUCGUUUAGACAACAUCAUCAGUGAAAUGACGGAGACUCUUGAGUGUGAAGUUCACGAUGAAUAUUCAAUGAAUCCUCGAAUGGUUGAGCCGGUUAAUGACCUCAUCAAAGUGGACAUUGGUUCAUCCUGGAGUAAAUCGUGUCGAGUUUUUGUACCGGGGAAAGGAAUUCAUUUUGUAGGGGUGCUCUGGAAAUAUAAUGUGACCUUCAUCUCUCAAGACAUCUCAGAUCGGAUUCAUCAGACGUCUCUCGAUGAAAUAAGUGCAGAUGAUGGUGUUUGGCUGGUGCGCACACUGUGGAUGACUGAGGUGUACGAGGAAGAUUUCAAUCGAAAUUUCAUCUGCAUGGUGUCGAGCGCUCGAGGAAAUCCCACAGGACAGUUCAUACUCCUGCCUGCAGAUCCAAACUUCCUCCUGCCUCUUGCGCUCGUCCUGAGCUCGUUGGCGUUACUCUUUAUGUUGGGUGCACUUCUGUGCACUUUAUUUAAGGUGGAGCUGACCUUGUGGUUCAGGAACAUGUUUCCAUUCUUCUACAAAACCACAGAUGGAGAUGGUAAGCGAUAUGACGCAUACAUUGCCUAUCCAAGAGUUCUGGAGGGUUCCAGUGAAAUGUCGGAGAUGUUUGCUAUGAGGACUUUACCUCAGGUCUUAGAGGGACUGUAUGGUUAUAAGCUUUUCAUCCUUGGCCGGGACAGUCUGCCAGGAGAAGCUGUGGUGGAUGUUGUCGAAGAUGCUAUGAAGGGCUGUCGCAGACUCCUGCUGCUCUAUACGGCGUCUUCUCUCUGCAGUCCGGAAGCGCAGGAAUGGGCCGAACAGCAGACGGGUUUGUACCAAGCCACUGUGGAGGAGUCGAUUAAAAUAGUGCUGCUGGAAAUGGAGGAAAUCCGUGAUCCGCAGCGACUGCCUCCGAGCGUUCGUCUCAUCAGGGAAAAACAGGGAGCUUUGCAGGCCUGGAAAAAGAGGAAGAGGUGGACGUGUUACGGUAUGAAGUCGGAAGACCGUGUGACCUCACUGGACCCGUCUGCGCGCUUCUGGAGGGAGGUGCGCUAUUACAUGCCCGUCAGAGGCAAAGCUAAAACGGGAAACGUUUGGUUUAGUUUAUAGUUAAAAAAGGUUAAAUUGUACUGCGUGUAGUGAUGCAAGCAGGAAUCUGACGGGUUACAGAAGAUUUUGUCUGAAAUGGAAAGGACAACAGUGACCGGACACUUUCAGCCGUCUGUUUUCCUUGGGGACUACUUUUUCAAAGCAAAGUGGAAAGCUUUAAACCCGAUGAGUUUGGCUUGGAGAGGAACCAAAGUUGUGACAUUUGGAUCCAAAGAGACCUUGAAGACCUGAAAAAGACAAAUGGCAUUCAAUAACAGGAUAUCUUGUUUAUGCAACAGUGUCAGAAAUGAAUGUUUACUUAAAGCAAAAUUUUCUCACUGAAUUUGAUUUUACAGGCAUUUCUUAACCUAUAUGAGGGCAUACAGUAUAAACAUACAUGUAUUAUGUGAUGUGUAUGAUUUGCUCCUGUAAAGCUCAGUGUUAUAGGAUUGCGUUAGCAUUGCAAAUGUCAUGGGAACACACAUACUGUAAGUCGCUUUGGAAGUGUCUGCCAAAUGUAUAAUUUGGCUUAAUGUACAAUAAGAAGAAUGUACCCAAAAUGAAAUUAAGCAUUCUCAAUUUCAGACUCUACUAACCACAUGUUCUUUGCUUUACUUUACUUUUUUAUUUGACUUACCAUAACAGUUUUAUUUCAUUGGACAUCAAAUUUCUAUGAACUACGUGUGGAUCUUAUUUCACUGUACAGUACUGUGUGGGUGUGUGCAUGCAUGUGUGCAUGUGCGUGCGUGCGUGCGCAUGCGUCCGUUUGUGUGCGCGAAUGCGUCCGUUUGCGUGCGCGAAUGCGUCCGUUUGCGUGCGCGAAUGCGUCCGUUUGCGUGCGCAUACAUGCUUUUUUUGUGCGCAUGCGUGCUUUUUCUAACUAUGUGCAUGCGUGCGCAUGCGUCCGUUUGCGUGCGCAUGCGUCCGUUUGCGUGCGCAUGCGUCCGUUUGCGUGCGCAUGCGUCCGUUUGCGUGCGCAUGCGUCCGUUUGCGUGAGCAUGCGUGCUUUUUUCGUGCGCAUGCGUCCGUUUUCUAACUAUGUGCAUGUGUGCGUUUGCGUGCGUCCGUUUGCGUGUGCAUGCGUCCGUUUGCGUGAGCAUGCGUGCUAUUUCGUGUGCAUGCGUGCUUUUUCGUGUGUGAGCGUGCAUUUGCGUGCAUGCCUUUGCAUGCGUCUGCAUGCGUGCAUUUGUAUGCGUGUACAUGCAUGCAUGGAUUAAAAUACUCAUAGCCCAGUAAAGAUGAAGAAGCAACUGUAUGUAAUGCAGUUAUACUGUAGGUGUAUUUUCUGAGUAACACUGUCGUUUAUUUAUUGAUGGGUGUUAAAAGUAUCUUUUGUUUCCGAACUGUCUGUGUUUUUGCAGUUCUAUUCAGUGCCACUCCAGAUAUAGAAAUGACACUCAUCACCUUUACAUUCAACAUGAAAACCCAUCAACCACAAAGAGUGACCCAGAUCAUUUCCUGACAGUUCAACAGCGUAUCUUGUAUUUUUCUGUAGAAGUUUCUGUGGUCUUCUGUGACACACAGUCAGCAGUAUGUGCACUUUAUAUACGCUCAAUGUAAAUACUGUACUGUAUAUAAAAUAGAGCAAAAUGAAGGUUCUUGACUAACAAAGAAUCUUUCAUCAAGAACCUUUAUUACGUUUUUUUUUUUUUUUUGUAUAGACCUUUUGCGUGUUUGCAAACAGAGAUGACGUAUUUUGUGGGCGGAGCCCAACUGAUGGCAGAAAGUGACAGCUCUGCAGUGGCGUUAAACUCUGAUUUUUAUGAUUCCGGUGUUCUGUUGAAGUCUAUUUCCCCUAUCUUUCCCUUUAGUGUGAUGUUUUUUAUAGCGUUUUCAUCAUGUUACAUUUAUUUCUUUAAAGUUUAAAUGGCUUGGCUGAGAUGUGUGCAUGUAAUGCAAAUGUAUUGUUCUCGCAAAAGGUCUAUAGUGUUGGGUUUUGAAGUUUGUAGGCCGCUGUAAAUUUUCUUGUUUAUAACUUCAGGGAAUAUUUCUCAGGUUGGGUAAAUCUUUAAAAAUCUAAAUUUUAGAGACAAACCUAAAAAAAACUCUUGAAUGCUUGCGCACAGAUUAAAGCUACAGGUUAUGUGAUGUUUUGAUCUUUUGCCCCAAAUAGAUGUUGUUUCACUAUAUGGUCUGGUUUCACAGACAAGGUUUAGCUAAAACCAGAAAUAUGCCUUAGUUAAAUUAAGGUUUUUUUAAUAAACAUGCCUUAGAAAAAGCCAUUUCUGAUGUUUAUUUUGAGACAAAUCAGUGGCACUGGGUUAUUUUAAGAUCUGAUAGCUCAAACAUGUGCUUCAGUCUAGGACUAGUUAAGCCUUGUCUGUGAAAGCAGGUAUUGUAGGAGUAUGUGGGGUAAGUUGUCACAAUACUAUCCUGUUAGACUCUUUAAUGUCAUUUUGAUUGAAUGUAAAAAGUAAAUCAAUCUUGAAAAAGCACAAUGUCAAAGAAUAAAAGAUUCUGAAAAACA
This is a messenger RNA of Misgurnus anguillicaudatus (oriental weatherfish), 4512 nucleotides long. Lineage: Eukaryota; Metazoa; Chordata; Actinopteri; Cypriniformes; Cobitidae. The record is from RefSeq and is a predicted model, not a curated record.